Messenger RNA from Lynx canadensis (Canada lynx), 1753 nucleotides. RefSeq names its product solute carrier family 16 member 8 (gene SLC16A8). Gene Ontology annotation, molecular function: monocarboxylic acid transmembrane transporter activity. The record is from RefSeq and is a predicted model, not a curated record. Gene Ontology annotation, biological process: transmembrane transport; monocarboxylic acid transport. NCBI's taxonomy places the organism in Eukaryota, Metazoa, Chordata, Mammalia, Carnivora, Felidae. Gene Ontology annotation, cellular component: membrane.
AUGGGCGCUGGCGGCCCCCGGCGGGGCGCGGGCCCCCCAGACGGCGGCUGGGGCUGGGCGGUGCUGGGCGCCUGCUUCGUGAUCACCGGUUUCGCCUACGGCUUCCCCAAGGCGGUGAGCGUCUUCUUCCGCGCCCUUAUGCGCGACUUCGGCGCGGGCUACAGCGACACGGCCUGGGUGUCCUCCAUCAUGCUCGCCAUGCUCUACGGCACGGGUCCGGUCUCCAGCAUCCUCGUGACCCGCUUUGGCUGUCGCCCGGUGAUGCUGGUGGGUGGGCUAUUGGCCUCGGCGGGCAUGGUGCUAGCAUCCUUCGCCACACGCCUCCUGGAGCUAUACCUGACGGCUGGGGUGCUCACAGGCCUGGGCCUGGCCCUCAACUUCCAGCCGUCGCUCAUCAUGCUGGGGCUGUACUUCGAGCGGCGGCGGCCCCUAGCCAACGGGCUGGCGGCGGCGGGCAGCCCCGUGUUCCUGUCGGCGCUGUCGCCGCUCGGCCAACAGCUGCUCGAGCACUUCGGCUGGCGCGGCGGAUUCUUGCUGCUCGGCGGCCUCCUGCUGCACUGCUGCGCUUGCGGCGCCGUCAUGCGGCCGCCGCCGGGACCCGGCCCGCGGCCGCGCGGGGACAGCGCGGACGACGCUCCCGGGGAGGCGGAAGCGGACCGCGCCGGGCUGCGCCUGCGCGAGGCGCCCCCUGGCGGCCGGACCCGCCGCCGCCUGCUGGACGUGGCCGUGUGCGCCGACCGCGCCUUCGGGGUGUACGCCGUCACCAAGUUCCUGAUGGCCCUCGGCCUCUUCGUGCCCGCCAUCCUGUUGGUGAACUACGCCAAGGACGCGGGCGUGCCGGACGCCGACGCCGCCUUCCUGCUGUCCAUCGUGGGCUUCGUAGACAUCGUGGCGCGGCCAGCGUGCGGCGCCCUGGCGGGCCUGGCGCGCUUACGACCUCACGUCGCCUACCUCUUCAGCCUGGCCCUGAUGGCCAAUGGCCUCACGGACCUGAGCAGCGCGCGCGCGCGCUCCUACGGCGCCCUUGUCGCCUUCUGCGUUGCCUUCGGCCUCUCGUACGGCAUGGUGGGAGCGCUGCAGUUCGAGGUGCUCAUGGCAGCCGUGGGGUCGCACCGCUUUCCCAGUGCUCUGGGCCUGGUGCUGCUCGUCGAGGCCGUGGCUGUGCUCAUUGGACCCCCCUCUGCCGGCCGCCUGGUGGACGCCCUGAAGAACUACGAGAUCAUCUUCUACCUGGCCGGCUCUGAGGUGGCCCUGGCUGGGAUCUUCAUGGCUGUGGCCACCAAGUGUUGCCUGCGCCGCUCUAAGGACACCCCGCCCAGCCAAGGCGCCCAGGGCGGGGCCAGCGACACUGAGGACGCUGAGGCCCAAGAGGACGCUGAGGCCCUGCCCGCAGGCGCUGAGGAGCCCGGCAGCCUCCAGGCCCUGGAGGCGCCCAGCCCCGGGGCUGGGCCGGGAGAACCAAAGGAGGAGGCAGAGCCGGGCGUGGACCCCGAGUCUGUAUAGCUCGGGGGGCACUAGGCGAGGUGGCUGGUGACUUUGGGAACGGGGCUGACCCUCUCAGAGCCCUGGCUGUCCCGAGGGGGCCUGGAGCACUGCAGGCUGCUCUGCAGAGGUCGCCCCUGGGGUCCUGGGUGGGCCGCCUCCCUCGUCUGCCCAGCAGGCCGCGGCCAGGCCCUGCCCUCGCUCGGUGGAGCAGCUGUGCACCGCCAGGGGCCGGGCCUGCGUGAAACUCAAGUGCAUAAAGCUCCGCUGC